AUGGAUAUUCCCAGUAAUGAGUCAGAAUAUAACCAGAAAGAUUUAAAUAAGAAAAAUACUUCAGUUUUAACUUCUAAGUCUGUGAUUUCAAAAAGAAAAUGUCAAAAAGUUCUUCAAGAAUUUGAAAUUAGUAAAAACUUAAAAGAACAAGCAAAUGAGUUAAAA
This is a messenger RNA of Funneliformis caledonium, 165 nucleotides long. The record is from the annotation of a GenBank genome assembly. NCBI's taxonomy places the organism in Eukaryota, Fungi, Glomeromycota, Glomeromycetes, Glomerales, Glomeraceae.